Messenger RNA from Capronia epimyces CBS 606.96, 1938 nucleotides. RefSeq lists its product as uncharacterized. Gene Ontology annotation, cellular component: kinetochore. The coding region runs from base 1 to 1938 and encodes 645 amino acids. The transcript is spliced from 3 exons. Gene Ontology annotation, biological process: attachment of mitotic spindle microtubules to kinetochore; kinetochore assembly; spindle attachment to meiosis I kinetochore. Lineage: Eukaryota; Fungi; Ascomycota; Eurotiomycetes; Chaetothyriales; Herpotrichiellaceae. The record is from RefSeq and is a predicted model, not a curated record. Gene Ontology annotation, molecular function: centromeric DNA binding.
AUGUGGAUUAUUCCGCGAUUGGAAAACUGGGAAGGUGGGAGACUGGCACAUUUGAAGAAGGAUGGACCGCUGACGGGCUGCAGACGCACUGGCGUUGCCUUGGACCAGCGGCCUCUUGACGCCAAUGGAAUGGAAGAGAUUUCGGGCAUCUUCUCGUCCCCACGCAAGCCAUCCCCGUUGAAGAAGAUGACAACCAUGGAAAAUGUGGAGGAAAGAAGUGCCUCACCAGAAGCGGCGCAGGAAUAUGUUAACAACAUUUCUGUCGCUACCCCAUCUCAAACGCCUGCUUCUCGAGGACCAACUACAAGAAGGUCAACGCUACCCCCAAGAUCGACGUCUCCGAAGAAGAGUGGGAUCAGCGGUGUGGCCAGAAAGAGUGACGGAGUUGACGUAUUUUCGACAAGAAAAAGCGUGCAAGCCCAGGACCUUGAAGACCGAGAGAAUACGCCUACACCCACAGCCACUCGAGCAACCAGCCAGUUAAAAAGGUACAGUUAUAGCCCAGAAAAGACGCCACUACGCGACAUUGCGACAAACCGUGCGUACUCAGGCACAAAGCCCCGGCCCACGUUCACAGACAUUAGGCAAUCCGAAACCGAGGCAUCUUCUCCAGUUGAAGAUGACGGACCAAACCUCCAUAACGAAGCUACACAAGAGGUGGAUGCUACCGUCGGUGAAACUCAUGAUUCUGUGGUUCUUCUCGGAGAAGACGAUGAAUACGUGGAGGACGAGGCACACAUGGACGUGGGGCUGGACGUUGCAUCCGGAGAUGUUGACGAUGAAGAGGCUGACAAAACCUUUGAGCCGGAACCCUCAGAGCCCCCAGCCACACAAAAUCAACCAAAUUCCAGAAAAAAGAGAAAGUCUGACGUGAUCGACGAUGAAGUGCGCCCCUCGCCUAUCCCGACCACAAUACGCAAGAGAGGACGGCCGCCGCGCGCUGAAAACCAGCAGAGCCCAAAAGCAUCCAGCUCGAACAUACCAUCGUCGAGAGCCAAGAGACAGCGACUACUCAAAACCAAUGACCAGAACAUGGAAAUGUCUUCCCGCCAGCAGCAGGAAUUGGAUGCGGUUAUUGAGAAGGUGAAAGCAAGGCCGGAUCCUCCAAGAUCAUUAUACAUUCUCCGCCGAGAAACGCCUAUGGACGAUGCAGUGACACAUACCAGAAGUGGCCGAGUAAGUAUCAAGCCGCUUGCAUACUGGCGCAACGAGAGGUGCGUUUACGGUGGCAGUCCUGGUAGCGGAAGCUUGGACGAGGGUGCUCGAUUUCCUUUGAAUAGUAUCAAAGAGAUCGUCCGCGUCGAGGCGGUAGACACAAGCGCGGAGAAGAAGUCGAACAACAAAAAGAAGAAAUCCAACAAGAAAGCCGUGGUCCGCAAGGGUCAAGUUGAGGAGUCAGAGUCCUCGGAUUCGGACUACGAAAUGGACGGAGGUUAUGCCGAAGAUCCGCAUGCCGAACCAUGGGAGACCGGACCAGGCACGCUUCGGGGCAACGUGUCAUUGUGGGAUCAACAAGAGCAGGCUCCUCUGGAAGAAGAAGCGGAGGUGGAAAUUGCACAUGCGGCUGCAGCCAUCAAAACACACGAGGUGAAGCGCUCCAGUCUCGAUGAAGGCCCGACCUUCAGAUACGCCAAGCUGCUUAGCACGCGAUUCUUCGGUACGGGACUGGUGGAAUUACCUCCCGGAGGGAUGAAGCGGCCUAAAAACAGUCGGAGGAUGCAUAUGAGCUUCUUUGUGGUCAAAGGACGGGUGAGUGUCACGGUAAGCCCGAUUGGGGGGGAGGUGACUGGUAGUAUGACCCGCUUCAGUGUUGGAAAGGGCGGGUUUUGGCAAGUUCCACGAGGAAACCAAUAUUCUAUCCAAAACCAACUCGACAAGACCGCGCGCAUAUUCUUCAGCCAAGGCUGUGAGGCCUCGCCUUAUGAGGAUGAGUCUUGA